Messenger RNA from Sapajus apella (tufted capuchin), 1755 nucleotides. It is a transcript of the gene SERPINE3, whose product is annotated as serpin family E member 3. The record is from RefSeq and is a predicted model, not a curated record. Gene Ontology annotation, biological process: negative regulation of endopeptidase activity. Gene Ontology annotation, molecular function: serine-type endopeptidase inhibitor activity. NCBI's taxonomy places the organism in Eukaryota, Metazoa, Chordata, Mammalia, Primates, Cebidae.
CAUUUUAAUGUACAUAGGUAGUCUCAAAUUUUAUAUACUAUUCGUAGAAGGCCAGGAUCUGAGUCACAGCCCUGUUUCUUUCCUCCUGUAAAUGAGUCACUGAGCCUAAAAGUUUCAAUCAUCCUCUUUGUAGAUGAAAUAUCAUAACAGAUACUAGUAUGAUUGUUAGGAUGAUUAAUUGCAAAUGUACGAAGUCCUUUUUAACAUAGUAAUUAUUUCUUAUUAUUCCUGAUAGACACGUCACAGCCAUAAGCUGGCUAACUACCCAGAAAAAUGAGUAGGAUUACCUCGUACAUUUCUUUUCCCAUCAUAAUGCUUUUCUUCCGAUUUGACCAGGGCCUUGCCAAAGUCACAUCCAGUAAGUGGCAGAAGCAGAACUUAAGACCCACAGUUUGGCUUCCAAAGAACCACAGUGAGUAUUUCUCAUGCUCAGACAAGAAAUUGCAGCCCUACAGCCCAGGCACGUGGGCCUCAGGGAACCCCCCAGCCUCCAUGCUGCCUUUCCUGGCCACCCUCUUCUUCCUUCACUCUUGCUUCCUCCGAGCAAAUGGCCACCUCCGCGAAGGAAUGAUGUUGCUGAAGACUGAGUUUGCACUCCGCCUCUACCAGAGCGUGGCUGCAUGUAGAAAUGACACGAACUUUGUCAUCUCUCCCACCGGUGUGUCCCUCCCCUUGGAGAUCCUGCAGUUUGGAGCUGAAGGGAGCACCGGCCAGCAGCUGGCAGAUGCCCUGGGGUACACCAUCCAUGACCAAAGGGUGAAAGAUUUCUUGCAUGCUGCUUAUGCCACACUACCCACCUUCAGGCAAGGUGGUGAGAUGGAGCUGGCCUGCAGCCUUUUUGUGCAAAUGGGAACACCGCUGUCCCCCUGCUUUGUGGAGCAGGUCUCCUGGUGGGCCAAUAGCAGCCUGGAGCCAGUCGACCUCGGUGAGCCCAACAGCACCACCAUCCAGGCCAGCGAAGGGACCUCUGGACAGGCUGCAGGUGAAGGCCCCAGUGAGGGCCCUCGUGGCUGGCCGUGGGAGCACGUCGGUGCAGCAUUUGCUCAGCUGGUGCUUGUGAGCACCAUGUCUUUCCAAGGCACUUGGCGGAAGCGAUUCUCCUCCACAGACACGCAGAUCCUGCCUUUCACCUGUGCCCGCGGCCUUGUCCUUCAGGUGCCCAUGAUGCACCAAAUGGCCGAGGUCAACUAUGGUCAGUUCCAGGACCCUGCAGGCCAUCAGGUGGGGGUGCUGGAGCUGCCUUACCUGGGAAGUGCAGUGAGUCUGUUCCUGGUGCUGCCCCGUGACAAAGACAUCCCCCUGAGCCACAUUGAGCCACACCUCACUGCCAGCACCAUCCACCUCUGGACCACCAGCCUGAGGAGAGCCAGGAUGGAUGUGUUCCUGCCCAGGUUUAGAAUCCAAAGUCAAUUCAACUUAAAAAGCAUUUUAAAUUCUUGGGGAGUCACCGAUCUUUUUGAUCCACUCAAAGCUAACUUGAAAGGAAUUUCAGGCCAAGAUGGGUUUUAUGUUUCUGAAGCGAUCCACAAGGCCAAGAUUGAAGUUUUGGAGGAAGGCACCAAGGCAUCUGGAGCCACAGCUCUGUUGUUAUUGAAAAGGUCUCGGAUUCCUAUUUUUAAAGCAGAUCGGCCAUUCAUCUAUUUCCUGAGAGAACCUAACACAGGUAUUAUAGUAUUUUUUGACAGGAUUCAGAUAAUUAUUUAUCAUUGUCUCUCUAGCAACAAGGGCUCAUUUGUCCACUGUCCCCUAAAAUAA